AUGACCUACGGACUCGACGCCGCAUUGGAGCCGCCCGCCGCCAAGCGUGCGUUCUCCACGUCGCCGACCGCCACCACCUCCUCGGACGGAGAGGCGUCCGAGCGCGACGCGCUCGUGGGAUCGGACGCGCUGCUCGUGGGCGCGGCGAGCCACAGCGGCGCGCACCCGAAGCCGCGCCGCCACCGCUCGACGUUCGACUGGCUGCUGGGCGUGACCUUCCUGCUCAUCGUGGCGCUCAUCUGGACGUUCGCCAGCGUGCUGGUACAGUACAUCUUCCACAACCUGAGCUUCCAGGGGCCGUUCUUCCUCACGUACGUGGGCAUCUCGCUCUUCUCGGUGAACCUGCCGCUCUGGUACGCGUCGCAGGUGCUGUACCCGAGGGUCCGCGCCUGGCUGCGCGGCCUGCCGACGGACGGCAAGCUCUGCCACAGCGAGCUGCUGCGGCGCUCGGGCAAGCAGGCCAGCUACAGCCACAUCUUCCGCAUCAGCGCCAUCAUCUCGCCGCUCUGGUUCAUCGCCAACUUCACGUACAACAUGAGCCUGAACCUCACGAGCGUGUCCAGCAGCACCAUCGUGAGCUCCACGUCCACGGUCUUCACAUUCCUGCUGAGCGUCGUGGCGCUCAAGGAGCCGUUCGUGUGGCUCAAGCUCGCGGGCGUCAUCCUCUGCAUGGCCGGCAACAUCUCGACCAUCUUCAACGACGAGGGCGCGGACGGCGGCGCCGACCACGUGCUUGGGGACCUGGUAGCGCUGUUUGCUGCCUUUAUGUACGGCGUGUACACCACCUCGAUCCGCCGCCUGAUCCCGGACGACGAGAGCGUGAGCAUCUCGCUGUUCUUCGGCUUCAUCGGCGUCAUCAACAUGGUGUGUCUGUUGCCGUUCGUCCUGGCCUUCCACUACACGGGCGUCGAGUCGCUGAGUGGGCUGUCGCUCGAGAUCCUGCUGCUCAUCGGCGUCAAGGGGCUCUUCGACAACGUGCUGUCCGACUACCUCUGGGCGCGCGCCGUGCUGCUGACGUCGCCCACCGUGGCCACCGUCGGGCUGUCGCUCACAGUCCCGCUGGCUAUCGUGGCCGACUUUUGGUUCCACGGCAUGCUGCCCACGAACGUGACGCUGCUCGCCUCGGCGCUCGUCAUCUCCGGCUUCGUGCUCAUCAACGUCGGCACCAAGCAGAACCAGCACGAGUAUCACCCGCAGCGCUCUACGGACCGCUCCGGCAAACCACCAGGGGGCCCUCGCUCGCGCAGCAACAGCGUCGGCGCAUUCGGUGUAUAA
Phytophthora sojae is the source of this 1275-nucleotide messenger RNA. RefSeq lists its product as hypothetical. The record is from RefSeq and is a predicted model, not a curated record. Lineage: Eukaryota; Oomycota; Peronosporomycetes; Peronosporales; Peronosporaceae. Gene Ontology annotation, biological process: regulation of peptide transport. Gene Ontology annotation, cellular component: membrane. The coding region runs from base 1 to 1275 and encodes 424 amino acids. The transcript has a single exon.